CCAGUUUCAUCUUGGCUGCCGGCGACAGAGCUGAACCCAGCGGUUUGCUGGCUGCAGGGCAGGCGGUUGCGCUUAAUUCCAAAUGAAAAUGUUUGAGAGCAUUGACUCAGCAGCCACAAGAUCUGGCCUGGAUCUUUGGGCUGAAAUCUGUUCCUGUCUGCCAAAUCCUGACCAAGAGGAUGGUGCCAACAAUGCCUUCUCAGACUCUUUUAUGGAUUAUUUCCCUGUAGAUGAAGGCCAGAGGGAGGCCCCAGACUUUGCUGUCCAGACAGCUGUAAAGCCUUGGGCUCCUUUGCAGGAUUCAGAAGUGUAUUUAGCAUCUUUAGAGAAGAAACUGAGAAGAAUCAAAGGUUUAAAUCAGGAAGUAACUUCUAAAGACAUGCUCCGAACCCUGGCCCAAGCCAAGAAGGAAUGCUGGGAUCGGUUCCUCCAGGAGAAGCUAGCAUCAGAAUUCUUUGUGGAUGGACUUGACUCUGAUGAGAGCACCUUAGAACAUUUCAAGAGGUGGCUCCAGCCAGAUAAAGUAGCCAUCAGUACAGAAGAGGUCCAGUAUCUGAUUCCUCCAGAGUCACAGGUCGAGAAGCCAGAGGCCAGGGACCAGGCAGCAGCAGCGGAACAAUAAAUUCCACACACACUGAGCAGCUGUCUCGGGUCUGGAGGGAGCAGCGGUGAGCUCAGCAGCAGCAGCAGCAGCACGGUGAAAUCUAGGGAAGGAAAAAGCCCAACUUUUCCACUCCACAAAGCAAACAGCUGCAGGCCUCGAAGGACUUGCAUGGGGCCUGCCUGUGUGAUGACCUCGGAUAAAGGACUGACCCAGUGUGGGUUACGUCAAAACACUGCCUUCCUCUGUGUCUCACGGCUUGGCUGGGUUCUGCUCCUUUCGGGGAGAAGUCUGCUAAGAAUCUAGUGAAGGUCCAAGUGAGAAAGUAUUUGGAGAAAUGCAGCCCUUGUGUGUGGUGUGUAUAAAAGGGAGCCCUGUGUUUUCUUGCCUCUCCUGGAUGUUCCCCUCUCUGUCCCAGACAUUUCCUUGGUAAAUGGUGAGGGGCGAGUGGACCCAAGGAGAGUGAAGUCUGCGUGCUUGAUUCCAAGUCCCCUCUGGGGCUUCUCUAACAAGUCCAUCCGUAAGAAAUACAGGGACUUUAGAAAAAGAGCCUGUGCUCCCCCUUUGAUUUGUUCCAUGUGCGGGGAAAGUGACACAGGAAUUAUGAAAAUGUGGGUGUUUCCUUGUGGAUAUCUAUACAUUUUUGUAUUCCAUGCAUGGUUUCUUCCCCAACUUCCUCCUGCACUUAAUAGAUCCAGGUUCGAAAUCAGGCUUGUCAAUAUGGAGUUAGUAUUUGACACCACUCCUGAAUAGCUCCGAGCUUCUGUUGGUGGCGGCAUUCCUGGCUGAGCUUGUGUUUUCCUCGUUGUUUAUGUUGUUCUUAUUCAGUCUGUAUUGUCCCUAUAAAGCUUUUCUCAUCAGAAUAGCUGUGUGUGUGGUGCUAUUGACCUGAUUCCCACCAGAGAGAGGCUCCCAGGCAGGGAGCAGGUAAAGACAAAUGCAUGCCAUUACAGGGAGGCUGGUAACCCUUGCCGGCCUUCUGUUUUCAACACAUGCCCUAUGAGAGGCCAAUCCUCAGUGUCUGAGGGUAGGAUUCUGAGGCUAUGGCUCCGUGGAGCUUUUCCAAAUCACAAUUGCUGAGCAAGGAAGCUAUAAAAAUCUUCAGGGAAUACUUGCUCAUUUCUAAAUCAAGUAUUUACCUUGUUGGAAGGGAUGGGAACCAACUAGAUGAUUCCAUAUACUUGCUUAAUUAUAUGAAUAUAUGAAUAUUUUAGUAGUAAUUCCCAGGUAUCUAUUUUCCUUUUUUUUUUUUUUUCAAUGUUGUUAAUGUUGUUCAUACUGAUUUUUAUUAGUAGGAUAGCUUUGACAUAGUGGCCCUCUGUAUUCCCCAGCUACUUUGGAGAAGCCAGACCUUGACAACAUCUGGGCCUGCCCUGAGCUUAUAAGCUACUAUCUCUACUAGGGAUUCAGGUGCCAGACCUUAAUCUUCCUUUAGGACCAUCUGACGGAUAGAUGGAGGGUUUUAAAAAAAGAGAGACUAAGAAUUUUCUUCUCCUUGAAUGAUAAAAAAAAAUUAUGUUUCUUGAAAGAACAGCUUAAGAAAAAAUGCAUAAAGUUCCAAAACAUGCUCCCAAAGAACAGCUGGUCAUAGGAUGGUUCAAGACUGUCUCUGUACCAGAAAAGGUGUUCCUAUAAUUUAGGCAAGAUGCUAGCUUUGCCUUUCCCCUACCUCCCAUUUUCUAUAUAAGAAACAGAAUUUUGGGUAUGAAAAGGUAGGGAGUUAUUUAGAGGAAACUAAAAGAAUUGCAGUGCCAUGUGAAAGCCUGGAUGGGGUAUUGGAAGAAGGCCCCAGAUCUCUGCUUACAUUCUGGCUUAACUCUUUAAGUGAGACAGAUUUCCACAGAAGUGAGUCCAAUGAGUUGUAACUCUGGUUUCUUAAUUGGUUUAGAAAUGACAACUUGAGGAAUGGAUGACUUUUUAAAAAAGGUGAAACACCAUUUGCCUGAAACAAAUUUGAUGUUUUUCCUAAAGCUAACUUAUUGAUAAGAAUUUAACUUAGGCCAUGCAAGUAGGGCUGAAUUUGAAACCAAGAGUCUUGGGUGCUAUCUUUGUCUUGUGGCUCACUGUGUGGUCAUAAAUAAGUCAAAUGACCUCUUUGAGUUCCACCUCCCUUACAGAAAUUGGAUUAACCUUCAAAAGAAUAGUUUUGACCAAAACUGCUAAUCUGUUUCUAUUGACCCUAGAAACUCCCAAGGAACUUAAUUUAGGACUUCCUCAAAUCAAUACAGUUUAUGAGUUGAGAGGGCCUUGCCUAUCAUCCCUGACUUCCUUCCUUGUGUCCUUAGUGAGACAGAAAGUUAAGAGCAAAUGGAGCAAUAUUUAGUGCUAAACCUUGGAGCCUGGAAAAAGCAUUUACCAGGAGGGGCAAAGCAAUGAUGACUUGGUGUGCCCAGAGAAGGUUGGGCUGGAGCCAGGAGAUCAGUUAAGUGGUUGUCACUGUUCUUUCCCGGCACAUGCGCCCAUCACUCAGGGCUUGGCAAGAGCAGUGCUGGAAUGGCACAGGCUUGUGUUCAGUACUUGCUCCAGAAAUAGGCUUUGCAUGUAGGCACAGCAGGGAAACAAACAUCCCACCAGCCUUUGCCGAGCAUGUUCUUCACAGGCUUGCCUGCCCACAACCAGUACUAUCGCUGGAAGGGGCAUGACACCUUGGAGCCACAUCCAGACCCUGCCUUAGAGUGAGUGCUCAAGGCUGGGAGGAGCACCAGUCAAAUCAGUCAAUAUUUUCCCCCAAAUUCCAAACUAUCCCAACCAGCUUUGGCCCUACUUCAGUUACAAGAUUCAGCAGAGGGCGCUGCCAUAGCAGUCUUGGGUUUGUGGGCAAGCUGUUUGCUUGAGCCCUGAAAUGGGCUAUUUAAGACAUAGAUCCAUUUAUCCAACCAAUAUUUGUUGAACUCCUGCUGUGCUUCAGGCACUGUGCACAGUAGUGAAGAAAACAAAGCCACGUCUUCCCACAUGGGAUGGAUGAUAGAGGGAGAGAUACGGCCUAGCUAUUUAGUGCUAUAGGACCUAGGCAUAAGCACAGGGUGCUCUGAGCAUAAGGGUGCCAGUCUGGGUGAGGGAUAGACGAGAGGCUAUAUUAGAGAAGCUGAUUCCAGGAAAAUGAGUAGCAAACAGAGAACUAGGGAUAAGGCAUGGGGACAGAGAAGAGUCCUGGAUGAGGCCAUGCAUAAACAAAGGCUUAAGAGCAAAAGAAAGCUUGGAGACUAGAAAGUAGUCUGGUGUAGCUGUAGCAUAAAGGACAAAGGAGGAAGCAUCAAAAGGUGAGGUUGAGACCUCCCUGGUGGUGCAAGAGGUUAAGACCGCACAACCUAUGAAGCUAUCUGCAGCCACUGCAGCGCUAGUUUGAUCCCUGGCCAGGGAGGUGCCCCACAUGGUGCAGCAGACCUCUCCUGACUUGCCCGCUGCUACCCUCAGUCAAUCUGCCUGUUCUGUUCCCCACUCUGUCUCUGGUGAAUCCUUUCACCACCCCCCCCACCUCUGGCCUGUACCCCAGUUCUUGUAUGCAUAAAUAAAUAAAUCUUUAAAACAAAAAAAGUGAGGUUGCUGAUGGAUAAACAAGGCCAGGUGUGAUGGGCUUUAUAAAUCAUGCUAAGAAGUUUGCAAUUUAUUGAGGGCAACAUGGAGCAGAUGGGUCAUUUUAAGAGGGACAGUAACAGCUCAUAUUUGUAUCUAGAUAGAGGACAGAGCUACCAUGUACUUGACAUGAUUAAACUGACCAGGGUUCCACAAAUUAUUCAUACUUGGCAGUGAUAUGUUGACAUAAAACAAUGUAAUUGGAGAACUCGUGAUUUUCCUUCAUUUUUCAAGUUUGAUUUCUUUGACGUUAUUUUUUUCACUCUUAAAGAGUCAAUAGAAUUCGGUAUGGCAGAUUUUAUUUUCCAGUGGUGCCAUAUCAAUAAAUUACAUCCUACACUUUCAUCUUACAAUGUGAUGUGGACACUCCUUCAAUGUAUGUGCUAGGUCAAUAUCGCUCUCGAAACUGGGCCGACUCGCAUAACUGCCUUUCCUAAUAGAGUACAGCACAAAUAAUGUGACUUCAUGGGCCUGAUCAUAAAAACUUUCCACUGGUCUUUCUCUGUCUCUCCCUGCUCCUUGCUCAUUCUGACCUGACCUGGAAGAGGUCUGGCUGCUUUGAAGCCACCAUACUUGAGAGGUCAUGGAGAGAGGGAGGUAUUCACCUGAAUCCCCAGCUGUUUGAAUACUCCCACCAGAGGGAUCAGACACAUAGGCACACCACAGAGAGGAAGCCAGAUCAGUUCCAGAUCCCCAUAAUGAAGUGAACAUUACAAUAGUGUCACAGUUUUUUUGUUCCCCACUGCAUAUAAAAGUUAUGUUUCUACUAUUCUGUAGUCUAGCUUAGUGCAAUGGCAUGUCUAAACAAAAACAAUGUACAUACCUAAAUUUAAAAAUACUGCUAAAACAUGCUGUAGGGGAAGUGAAAAUUAUCAGGAUUUUUCACCCUCCCACCAUCAGCAUUGAUAUAUCCCUGGGGCCCUACAUGCAUGCCUGAUGGCGGGCACCUGGAGUAGAGUGUGGGCAUGCAUAGGUGGGCACACCUGGGCUGAGAGACUGGGCUUAUAAGGGUGGUGUCACGGGGAUGCCAGAACGUGAGUAGAAGAAACAGCAAUGGCAGCAGAAGCAGCAGCAGAGAAGAGGCCACGUGAGAACGCUAGAGAGCCCAAAAAGAGUGAAGAUUCACUGGGGGCUGGGAGGCCUGCCAGCCUCCUGGCCCCCCCAACCCCCAUGCUUGCCGUGUACCUGGGUGCCACACUACAAAUGGUGUAAAAAGCUCAAUAAA
Talpa occidentalis (Iberian mole) is the source of this 5399-nucleotide messenger RNA. RefSeq names its product coiled-coil domain containing 32 (gene CCDC32). The transcript has 4 exons. NCBI's taxonomy places the organism in Eukaryota, Metazoa, Chordata, Mammalia, Eulipotyphla, Talpidae. The record is from RefSeq and is a predicted model, not a curated record. Gene Ontology annotation, biological process: cilium organization. Bases 83 to 622 code for a protein of 179 amino acids.